Molecule: messenger RNA, 438 nt
Organism: Dovyalis caffra
Lineage: Eukaryota; Viridiplantae; Streptophyta; Magnoliopsida; Malpighiales; Salicaceae
Source: the annotation of a GenBank genome assembly
AUGAAGCAUCUAACUGCAUUGCAGGAUCUUAACAUUAGCGGUUGUGAGAUUCUUCAUUUCGACGAUCAAGACUCUUGCGAGUUUCGACUUCAAAAACUGGUAUUGUGUUUUUUAGCAGCGGUGGAAGAAUUACCAGAAUGGCUCAUUAAAGGAUCUGCAGAAACUUUGAAGAAUUUGAAACUUGAAUUUUGUCCAGCCCUCAAUGAAUUGCCAGCUUCUCUGCAGAAUUUUUCCUCACUACAAGAACUUCAGAUUUUAAGUUGUCCUCAAUUGGUCGAAAAAUAUGAACCAGAAACCGAUGAUGAUUGGUACAAGAUUGCUCAUAUCCCGAAAGUUAUUGUCGACAAUGUUGAUAUUAAAACUGCACAAACUUCGGUAUUAUGUGUGGUUUCCAGCUUGAUGUUUGCAUCGGUAUUGGAAUUUCUCAAGCUAAUUUAG